UGACGAAUAAAUUUGGAAAUUUCUUUGUUUGAAAUCUGGCAUGUUUGUCAGCUACUUUCGCCUUUCUAUUUCUUUCCGAGAACGAAACAAUCGAUUGCGGGUCUAUCUGUCUUGUCAUUCAUUGUUUUUGCAUUUCGUUCAGAGGUUGUUUUACAUUUUUCAUGGCUCUGUAAGGGGACAAUUUGCAUUAAUGUUUUUGUAGAAUAUUCCCAAUAAUAUAUUUCUUAAUGAGAAAUAUGCGGAGCUAGCCAAAUUUAAAUAGGAAUCUAGGAUGAUUUUAAUUUUUAUUUAUUCUACGAUCUAGGAUUUUUAACGGAUAUUUUAAUAUGGCUCGUGAACCGGUAAUUUUAAAUGUUUACGAUAUGUACUGGAUCAAUGAUUAUACAUCUCCACUUGGGAUUGGUGUUUUUCAUUCUGGUGUAGAAGUUUACGGUACAGAAUUUGCAUAUGGUGGUCAUCCUUUCAACUUUUCUGGAAUUUUUGAAAUUCAUCCUAGAGAUGCAGCUGACUUGGGUGACCAUUUCAGGUUCAGAGAAGCUAUAUUAAUUGGUUACACAGAUUUCACUGAACAAGAAGUGAGGCGAGUUGUUGAAGAACUUGGGAAAGAAUUUAAAGGAGAUUGUUAUCAUCUAAUGAGCAAAAAUUGCAAUAACUUUUCUGAGAGCUUUACGAAGAUUUUGUGUGGAUCUGAGAUACCUUCAUGGGUGAACCGAUUGGCCUACUUUAGUUCUUGCAUUCCUUUCCUGCAGCAAUGCCUGCCUCGUGAAUGGCUCACCCCCAUUGCCCUGCAGGCCUCAAUACGAGGCAGCUAUGAUUCCUCGCCGGCCUCUGAUCCACCUCGGAAAUGUAGUCUAUGAAAGUCACUUUCAGUCAUCUUCCCAAGUGUAAAAUCUCAUUUUUGUACAAAUAUAGUGUCCCAAAGACCUAUUCCAACCCUUGAAAAUCUCAUGGAACACCUUUCUGCCCUGCCUUGCAAAUUUAAAGUCUUCAGUAGAGGUGUAAUUUUUCAACAACUAUUUCUGCUCAGCCUCUGAAGAAUGUCUCCAUUUUAAAAAAAUUAUUUAAAUUGCUAGUUUUUUUCGCCUGACAUUCCAGCCUUUAUAUGAUCCUGUUAUAAACCGUUGACGAAUUUCAGUUGUAAAUGCUUGUAUGCAAAGUCAGCUUCUUGAAAGGAUCUCUGUGAUUUUAUAAUGUGUUCAUUACAUUGUCAUUCAGGUGCAUUUUCUCAUAUGCAAUGGAUUACUUUUGUGAUCUGUUAUGUUACUUUUAUUGUGAGAAGAAAUAUUUUAUUUAUUAUUCAAGAAUUGUUUGUAAGGUUGUUGUAACAUAGUUU
This is a messenger RNA of Argiope bruennichi, 1333 nucleotides long. Its product is annotated as deubiquitinase DESI2-like. The transcript has 5 exons. Gene Ontology annotation, molecular function: deubiquitinase activity. Lineage: Eukaryota; Metazoa; Arthropoda; Arachnida; Araneae; Araneidae. The coding region runs from base 327 to 857 and encodes 176 amino acids. The record is from RefSeq and is a predicted model, not a curated record. Gene Ontology annotation, biological process: protein deubiquitination.